AUGAACGACCCCGUGGUUCUGUUUGAAGAGCCGGCGCUUGAUCACGUCGUCGAGGGGAUCAGCGACGACGAGGACGGGGACAUCUACCGCGGCCCCGCUCCCCGCUCCCGCUCGCCUUCGCCCGCUCCCUCGGCCCACUCGACCUCUUCUUCGUCCUCGUCCUCCAGUUCUUCUUCUUCUUCGUCGGGAUUUGCCGGGCCCAUAGGCGCCAUCACGACUGCGGUGGAGCGAGCCAUACACCGCUGGGCUCGCGCAAAUUGGUCCACCUCUUCUCUCAGCAGCUCCGACACGGAAUCUUCAGACUCUUCCUUUCGUACCGCGAACAAGUCUGCGCGCACCCGUCGGCGCAGGCGUCGGCCCAGUCUUGCGGACUCAGCUCGGCAGUCCCAGUCUGAGCUCGAUGUCGCGGCUCGCCGGCGCGCUCGCGAAGAACGUCUGCAAAUACCCCGCGAAUUUGUCCUGUAUAUUCCCCCUGUCGUGUCGCCACAUGCGUCACCCGCCAUGAUCCCGUCGUCUAGUACUGCACGAUCAGCAGAGUUGAUCAAGACGGCUCGCUUGCAAGACGUUCUUGAUCGGCUCACGGACGCCCCACGCAAGUCUGGCAAGCCCCGUCGGCCACGGCGUCGGCAGCGGCUCGCACCCGGCCCGGGAAGUGACCGACCCGUUCCACCGUACAUGCUACCGCAACAGGAUUAUAUGAUUGACGAGGAAGUCACACCAGAGAGAUUGCCGAGUCCGCCGUCGAGGAAAGGGAAGGAGCGGGAAACCGCCAUGUACAAAUCACCUGAGGCUGUUGUGCAUGCAUCAGGAAGGGGACAGCGGGCUUGGUGGUUGGAUGUGGCCAGCCCGACAUGGGAAGACAUGCGUGCUCUGGGCAAGCUUCUACACCUUCAUCCUUUGACACUCGAGGACAUUCUUCAGCAGGAGACGCGCGAGAAGCUCGAAGUCUUUCCAAAGUUGGGCUACCACUUCAUUGUAUUCCGCGCCAUCAAGUCGUAUGAAGAGCGGUUACCGCAUGCGCUACUCAAACGUCCAACCGCCGUCAUCCCGACUGCGGAGAGCGUCGUGGAUGAGGUCUACGUCUAUCUGGUCGUGUUUAAAGACGGCAUCUGCACCUUCCACUUCAGUGACCUCUCAGAGCAUCUCGAUCGUGUGCGGAGCCGUGUGCAAGACAUGGAUAAUCCAGUCAAGAUGUCUUCAGCUUGGAUCGCGCACGGCAUACUGGAUUCCAUCGUCGACUCGUUCUUCCCCAUCCUCAAUCACGUCGAACUCGAAGCGCGGACCAUGGUCUUCGCCGAUGGUGUCGAGGAGCCUCUCCCGACAAACAGCGUCACCACAUCAGAUAGUACUUUGGUGCCAAGCGUCGAGAACCUGACCGAGAAGCCAGCGUCUGUACAUGGCGCCGAGAAGUUGCCAUCCUUCAACGAGAAGCAGUCGUUUGUCAAGAAGACCAAUAUCGCUGUGGCGAAAUACCAACCUCGCUUCGUGGCGCCUGCGUGGACCCCAGCACGCGUAUAUCGACGCGCGCGGCGUCUCUACAGGCGUGCUGUCCUGUGGGUGCGCAGUAAUCGCGAGGUAUACGCAAAGCAGACGCCGCCGAACGCAACUGCGACGAACCUGCGACGCAUGGCCCGUGCACGGCGUCUUGUCACGCUACUCGGGCGUGUUCUCGCGGCAAAGUCAGAAGUCGUCGCGCGGUUACGCAAGCGAUUGUUGACGUCGGCGGAGAGGGACGCGUUGGAUCAGGACGAGCUUGAAGUCGCCAUGUACAUGGGCGAUGUGCAAGAUCAUAUUCUGUCUCUGCAGCAUUCCCUGGCCCAUUACGAGCGCGUUCUCAGCCAGUCUCAUCAGACAUACCUUCAGCAGCUGCGCACUAUCGUGUCGCAAGGUCGCGGUAGUCAAGAUCAAGCCAUCCUCGCGCUAUCUAUCGUUACGGUCGGUGUCCUGCCCGUCCAAACCGUGACUGGCAUGUUCUCCAUGAACGUUCAUGUUCCCGGGAACGCCCUCGAUGGGACAAUAUACCGCGCAUUUCUUCUCGUUUUACUGGGCGCCGGUUGCAUCAUCGGAGGAUACGUCUCGCUGAUAUAUUAUUGGUGGCGAACGUCCACGCGCAAACGUAUCGCUGCUCUAUGA
This is a messenger RNA of Peniophora sp. CBMAI 1063, 2133 nucleotides long. The record is from the annotation of a GenBank genome assembly. Lineage: Eukaryota; Fungi; Basidiomycota; Agaricomycetes; Russulales; Peniophoraceae.